CAGAUAAUUAAUUCAAUUCCAAAAAAGGUGUGCUCGCCCUACUACUGUCAUUUACUUAGUUUGAUGAGUGAUUAAUAUGUUCUGUAUUAUGGCAAUUGAACGCAAUGCGCAUGCGGCGAAUUUUAUUAUUAGCGGGACGCUUCACAAGAUUACACGGGCCUACUGGCGACUUUCAGAAUGAAGUAGUCUGUUCUUUUUAUACACAUUUACUAUGAACGUACGUCGCAAAAACGAGCUCCUAUCGUGGGUGACGGUCGCUAUAUAAGACAGAGUAAUUUACGUGAUAAAGUGUAUAACAGAGUGAAAAUGAUAGGUAACGGAACUGUAAACGACAGAAAUAAUGCUGAUACGAGUAUACCAUACAAUGUAACAGCUUUUGAAAUCGGUACCUCCAAAACGUGAGAGUCUACCCGAAAAAGAGAAGGAAACAUUGUUUACAAGAUUGGUGAAACGCGCCAUUCCUUCGAUUUCCGAAACAAAACAAUACAUCGGCGUUAUCAUAUGUGGUUUUACAUUAUGGGGAACAUCAUGGUUUAUGAUGAAGAAUAUUGUGCUACCUGGAGGUUUCGUGUUCAAUAUGGCUGGCAUUGCAAUAGCUGGAUAUGUAUUGGGACAUACUAUAGAACGAUACACAAAAAUCACUCCAAUGGUGGGAAUGACUUUAGUUGGUGCUCUAUACAGAAACUUUGGCACAACAAAUUAUUUAGAGUAUCCAGUUGCAGAUAGAAUAGAUUACCAUUUAAGACGAAUUUACCCGGUAAUUAUCCUGACUAAGGGUCCGCUUACUUGGAAUUGGGAAUACAUAAAAAAUAAUUCAGUUAAAGUUUUUUCCUUGGCCACUUUGCCAUGGAUCGUGGAAUGUUCGUCUACUGUAUUCUUCAGUUACAUUCUGUUGGGCUUCCCAUGGUAUUGGGGUUUACACUUAGGUGCAAUAUUAGCUUCAGUGUCACCGGCAGUCGUAGUACCAACUGUGAAUGCACUUAGUAAGAGGGGAUUGGGUGCGAAAAAUCAGAUUGCACAGCUGGUCGGCAACGCCGGUGGACUAGACACCGCGGUCACGGAAGGCGUGUUCGGAAUUAUCAACAGUGCCAUAUUUUAUGAAUCGCCGCUCUCCUACAGAAUUACGAAGGCAAUAUUAGCAGUAUUUCUUGGAAUUGGCCUUGGAAUAUCAUGGGGUAUACUUGUUGAUGUCAUCCCAGAUCAAAAGGAUAUCUACGCGCCUACUAUUCGAAGUCUGCUCAUAUUCGGAGGCGGACUCUUACUCUCCUAUACUGGUGGCUUCUUUGGGUGGGGUGGGACUGCCGGAGUGGCCAUCAUGGUCUGUGCGGGAACCGCAGCGACGCGAUGGUCGCGGCGCGGCUGGGCCACUAAUGACAACCCGGUAUCAGAGGUCUACAAACUCCUAUGGAGAAUUUUUGAGCCUAUACUUUUCACUUACAGCGGAUACUUCUUAGAGGUAUCACAGGUAACAGCAACGGAAAUCUGUCUUAUAGUGGCAUGCAUAUUCUCUGCCUUAAUUCUUCGGUUAGUAACUGCUUUCCUGGUUGCAGUCGCUAACAAAAUGUCGGUAAAGGAGAGUCUAUUCAUAGCUGUCACUUGGAUGCCUAAAGCCAUUGUAGAGGCAGUGCUUGUCCGAGUGGCCGCCGAUUCUCUAAAUAAGGAUGCUGGAAGCCUGGAUAAAAGUAUUGCUACACAACACGCAAAUAUAAUAGUUAUUGCUAUACUUACCACUAGCACACUGGGAUCUGCACUUACUACCAUACUUGGACCUGUUUUAUUAUCACGAGAUUCAAAAGUCACUCCUGAAGAGUUUUAUCGAACACAAGCAAUAUCUACACCAGCAUCUUCAGGACUCAAUAGAAAUACGCCAAGCUCUCUAAAUAAUACAGACGUAAAUUUGUAAAUAAAUAUAUAAAAAAUACAUUCAUUUUUAAAUAAUUA
Messenger RNA from Galleria mellonella (greater wax moth), 1941 nucleotides. RefSeq names its product sodium/hydrogen exchanger 9B2-like. The transcript is spliced from 11 exons. NCBI's taxonomy places the organism in Eukaryota, Metazoa, Arthropoda, Insecta, Lepidoptera, Pyralidae. Gene Ontology annotation, molecular function: antiporter activity. Gene Ontology annotation, biological process: proton transmembrane transport. The record is from RefSeq and is a predicted model, not a curated record. Bases 536 to 1903 code for a protein of 455 amino acids. Gene Ontology annotation, cellular component: membrane.